Messenger RNA from Hevea brasiliensis (rubber tree), 1162 nucleotides. RefSeq names its product peroxidase 24-like. Lineage: Eukaryota; Viridiplantae; Streptophyta; Magnoliopsida; Malpighiales; Euphorbiaceae. Gene Ontology annotation, molecular function: heme binding; peroxidase activity. The record is from RefSeq and is a predicted model, not a curated record. The coding region runs from base 103 to 1137 and encodes 344 amino acids. Gene Ontology annotation, biological process: response to oxidative stress; hydrogen peroxide catabolic process. Gene Ontology annotation, cellular component: plasmodesma; plant-type cell wall. The transcript has 4 exons.
UCAGGUUAACUAUAUAAACGGUAUUUUGGAGGAUUCAGGUCAGCCAGAAGAACUUAAGUUUUUCCCAUAGCAUCUGAUUCAAUCUGGUUUCUGUUAGCAAAGAUGAAGCCCAAUAACUUCAUUCUCCUAUUCAUUUCUCUCUUACUGCUCACUGCUUUCAAGGUUUCCAAUGGAAAGGAUCAUGGCGACAAGGGUGGGAAUCAUGAUCAUAAUAAUAAUGGUCAGAAACAUGGUAAUGGACAUAAGGAUGGAAAAAUAAAUAGUUGCCCUCAACUUGAAACAAUUUCAAGGGACAUUACAUGGAGGAGAGUUGCAGCUAACCCUGCCUUGCCAGCCAAACUAUUAAGGAUGCAUUUCCACGAUUGUUUUGUGAGGGGAUGUGAUGCCUCAAUACUGUUGGAUUCAACUGGUGGCACAGAGGCUGAGAAAGAAGCAGUACCAAAUCGAUCGCUAGCAGGAUUUGAUGUCAUCGAUGAAAUAAAAGCUAAAUCAGAAGAAGAAUGCCCUGGACUUGUCUCAUGUGCUGAUAUCCUUGCCUUGGCUGCAAGAGAUGCUGUCGCUUUCCAAUUUCCAAGACCUCUAUGGCCUGUUUCAUUUGGGAGGAAAGAUGGUAGAGUUUCUUUGGCCUCUGAAGCCAAUGCAUCUUUACCAUCCCCAGCAGCAAACUUCGCCACACUCCGACAACAAUUUCAAAGCCAUGGGCUAGACGUUGUUGAUCUUGUUGCUUUGUCAGGGGCUCACACCAUUGGACUAGGACACUGCACAGCAUUUUCGGAUAGGCUUUUCAAUUUUACAGGGAAAGGAGACACAGAUCCUUCACUUGAUCCGGACUACGCAAAUUUCUUGAAACAGAAAUGCUCCAACCCUCCCAGUCCCACUACCACAGUAGAGAUGGACCCUGGAAGCUCACUCUCCUUUGACAGCCAUUACUUUGAAGUUCUAUUCCAGAACAAGGGCCUAUUUCAAUCAGAUGCUGCUUUGCUCACUGACCCAGAAGCAGCUCGACUAAGCAGGACUUUCCAAAAUCCAGGGGCUUUCUUUGCUCGCUUUGCUCAGUCAAUGGUGAAAAUGGGUUCAAUAGGAGUACUUAAGGGAGAACAAGGAGAGAUUAGGAAGAACUGUCACGUCGUUAAUUAAUAAACAAGUGAUGGUAAAUGGUGAU